Molecule: messenger RNA, 7746 nt
Organism: Pangasianodon hypophthalmus (striped catfish)
Lineage: Eukaryota; Metazoa; Chordata; Actinopteri; Siluriformes; Pangasiidae
Gene: rasal2
Product: RAS protein activator like 2
Exons: 16
Coding region: 2771-6181 (1136 amino acids)
Biological process (GO): regulation of GTPase activity
Source: RefSeq, a predicted model, not a curated record
GAGAUCAUGAGGUGUAUAUAACUUUAGCUUUUAGUUGCAGACUUUUGGUUUUGCCUUUUUUCUUUUGGCCUAACUAUUGAAUUAUAGCAAUGGUCCAUAUAAUUUUAAUUCAAUUCAAUUUUAUUUGUAUAGUGCUUUUAACAAUGGACAUUGUCACAAAGCAGCUUUAUCGAAUUAUAUAAAUUAUAUAUUGAUACGUUUUUACACUGUGCGAUUUCAGCAGUCUUUUAUGAAUAUUACUUGUCACACUGUACAAUAUGAUCCCAAUAAGAAUUCUGUAACAGCCCGUGCGACAAUGUGUUCUAGUCAGAUUAAAUGAUAGUUCCUAUGUUCUGCCAUACUGGGUGCACAGAGAUGCAGCACAGGUUUGUAGCUCUUCAGCUGGAAAGCAUAAAAAUAGUUUCAUGUUGUCUUAAUUGAAAAUAUACUUUAUGAGCCGAGCAUUUGUGUGAUAAUUAGUUAGCUACACAACUGGAAGCUGUAAUUCUUCCUCUUUUUCUGUCCAUGUCUGGUCCCUUUUUGUCCUGUCAUGACUGAUUAGCCGUAACAGAGACAUUCUGCUGCGGUAGUUCAACAAACUGCUCUUCUUUUAAAUCCCAUAUCUUUUGUUUAUGCUUGGUCAUUGCCACUACUGUGUUUGUAGCUUUCCCGUGAAUUUUGUGUAAUCCUAUUGGUGGAUUUUACACAAGUGUUGUAGCAGCCGUCACACUCUGAGAUUUUGAGCUAAAUUUUCGGACACUGCCAGAACUUUGUCAUCAACUGUUUUUGGUCGAGGCUGCACUAAAUCGGCCACCAGUGAGCAUGUCACAUUAUGUGUUCUGAGACCACUGAUCUCAAAGCUUAUCCAUUACGAUACACGAUUAAGCCUGCAAAAGUAAAAUCGGGCCGAAUAUCAUACAGUGUAAACCCAGCUUAAGACUUUGAAUUAUGAGAAGACAGUAGUUUUAAAGUCAAGUUUAAAGUAGAAGCCUCCCAGCUCUACUAUAGAUUACAUAACCACCAAGAAUUUAUGAAAACAAGACAGCUGCACAAUAAAUUCAGGUGGUGCAACACUAAUGUUUUUUCCUAAAUGCUUCUCAGGCACUUCCUUUCUUCUGUUACUUUGAUAGUAGCUGAUGAACUAAAUCUGUACACAUAGUAAAUUUGGCUAAACAUUGUCCUCUAAACUGGAUAAAGUCCUACACUUUCUCAGUAACAUCCAGCUGCUGGAUACUUGCAAGUAGGGGUGGGUUUUGGAAUUUGAAAAGAAAAUUGAAGCCUGUAUUAGACACUAUAUCAGUCUCUGUCCCUCUCUCUCCUUUUCCCUCCUUCUUUCUCUGCCACUAUCAAGUGUGCAUGCCUCACUAAGACCCCGUGGGUGCAAAACAGGGUACUGGGCAUUGUGGAUGAGGGCAACGGCUGCCAAAAUGCCUUAAACUCCUGCAUGUGAGAGUGCCAUUCAUUUCCCCUGAUAUUUCAGGUCAGAACAGAGGGAUUUUAAUUUUAUUUAGAAUUUAGAUUUUAAUGUAUGUGCUGUUUAACAAUGAGUCACCCAAGGACUGAAAGAAAGGAAUGGAUUUCAGUGGCAAUUCACACAAGUAGUGUGGUGAGCCUCCUGAUAAAAGGAGGAAAAACUAAUAUGUUGGAAUUUUCUGAUCAGCUAGUGUGUUUUGAAGUUCUGAUUCACACAUGUGGUAAUGGAACAGGGGAAUGCAGGUUUGUUUGGAAUACUGCUUUUUAUUAUGUACCUGAACUCAAUAUUUGAUUCUAAUAAUCUAUUCUUAUUGAUUAUUUUACUUUGGAAGCGAUCUUAGUGAUCUUUAAUGAGCACAUAUUUAGUGUGCAUUAUUUGGUAAUGAAACAGUUGAUUCAGCUGAGUCUCUUCUCAGGUGUUGGGGCAUUUCCCUAAAUUCCCAUUUGAUUUCCCCAGUUUUUGCUUUAAAUAUAUAAUCAAAAGACAGAAUGAAAAUAGUAGGGUGAUACAGUGGGUAGCGUUACCACGUCAAAGCUCCAAAGUCCUGGGUUCAAUCCUGAGCUUAGGUUACUGUCUGUGUGGAGUUUUGCAUGUUCUCUCCCGCUAUGCUAAAUUGCCCCAGGUGAGUGAGUGAGCGAAUGAAUGAAUGCAUGCAUGCAUGCAUGCUACCCUGAAAUGGACUGGUGUCCUUUCUAAGGUGCCCAGUGUUAACAGAAUUAACCAGGCUAAGGUGGUUACUAAAGAUGAAUGAAUGAAAACAGUUUACUCAGCUGUAAUAAGAUCAAUUUAACUCGUUAGGAACUUAACAGCAGCUUCAGCAUGUGCUAUUAUAGCUUGCUUUUUUUGUCUUUAAUAAUUUGUAUUAGUUUUGCUUUUGUAAUUAUUGUAGUAUCACAUCGGAGUUCAACUCCUUGACCUCAGCUAAUUGAUUUCAGGCAUAAAUCCUUGGGAUGGGAGGUAAAACAUUUCUCUUACUCCUAUUCGAAAUUACUCCCAAGUUUCCCCACAUCGAGUAGGAAAUAAUAGCGUCUGCACUAUUGGAGCCUGAGACUGCAGCACUGCUUUACUGAGCUGCAGCUUGCGCGCGCAUGUUUAGCUGCGUUUUGCCGGUUCGUGCGUUAACACAGUUUUUGUUUGGCUCGUUUCAGUAGUCUGACAGAAAGCCCGUGGGUUUGACUGAUCUGGCAUGCCGGCUUUUCUGCAUUCCAGCGUAGGGUGAAAGACGGAACAGCGCAGAAAAACACAGUGGCUCUGUUAGUUACCCAGUUACUUGGUUUCGUUUGGUCUGAGGGAUGUAAGUGAACUAUCGAGGCCAAUAUGGAGUAUAUGGAAGUAUCCUCAGAUCGCUCCCCCAGACGGAGGAGCAUCUCUGGCCUUGGCAGCUCUGAGAAGAACAUCUCAGUGGAUGGGCCCAACUCCUCACCCUUCAAAGUGCCAGGGUUUUUUAGUAAGCGACUGAAAGGGUCAAUCAAGAGGACAAAGAGCCAGACUAAACUGGAUCGGAACCCAAGCUUCAGGCUACCGUCACUGCGGCCUACUGAGAACGACAGGUCACGAGGCCUGCCCAAGCUGAAAGAGUCCUGUUCACAUGAGUCUUUGCUCAGUCCUAGCAGUGCUGUGGAGGCACUAGACCUCAGCAUGGAGGAGGAUGUGUACAUUAAACCGCUUCACAGCAGCGUGCUGGGACAGGAGUUCUGUUUCGAGGUGACGUACUCAGGGGGCACUAAGUGCUUCAGCUGUUCCUCAGCUUCUGAGAGAGACAAAUGGAUGGAAAACAUCAGGAGGACUGUGCAACCAAAUAAGGACAACUGCCGGCGUGCAGAGAAUGUGCUGCGCCUGUGGAUCAUCGAGGCCAAAGACUUACCGCCCAAGAAGAGAUACUUCUGUGAGCUGUGCUUAGAUGAUGUACUGUAUGCACGCACCACCAGCAAGGUGCGCUCAGAUUGCCUAUUCUGGGGUGAGCACUUUGAGUUCGGUGGUCUACCUGCCAUCAACAGCGUCACUGUGCAUGUGUAUCGUGAUGCUGACAAGAAGAAGAAAAAAGACAAGAGCAACUAUGUUGGACUGGUGAACAUCCCAGUGCAGGCCGUGAGUGGACGCCAGUUUGUGGAGAAGUGGUACCCAGUGAGCACACCCACCAGCAGCAAGGCGAAAGGCGGGGGCCCAUCCAUCCGUAUCAAGUGCCGCUUUCAGAGUGUCGCAAUCCUGCCCAUGGAGCUGUACAAGGAAUUUGCAGAGUUUGUCACCAACAACUACACUAUGCUGUGUUCAGUGCUUGAGCCUGUAAUCAGUGUCAGGAAUAAGGAGGAGAUGGCCAGUGCACUCGUGCAUAUACUGCAGAGUACUGGCCGAGCAAAGGACUUUCUGACAGACCUGGUCAUGUCUGAGGUGGAUCGGUGUGCAGAUCAUGACGUGUUGAUCUUCCGGGAGAACACUCUAGCCACCAAAGCCAUAGAAGAGUACCUCAAACUUGUGGGUCAGAAGUAUUUGCAUGAUGCCCUAGGAGAGUUUAUCAAAGCUCUGUAUGAGUCGGACGAGAACUGUGAGGUGGAUCCAUCAAAGUGCCCCAGCAGUGAGCUGCCUGAACACCAAAGCAACUUAAAAAUGUGCUGUGAGCUAGCCUUCUGCAAGAUCAUCAACUCCUACUGUGUCUUUCCACGUGAGCUGAAGGAGGUGUUUUUCUCAUGGAAGCAACAGUGCCAUGCUCGGGGGAAGCAGGACAUCAGCCAGCGACUAAUCAGUGCCUCGCUGUUUCUGCGCUUUCUCUGUCCAGCCAUCAUGUCGCCGUCCCUCUUCAACCUCAUGCAGGAAUAUCCUGAUGACCGUACCUCACGUACUCUCACCCUCAUCGCUAAAGUCAUCCAGAACCUUGCCAACUUCACCAAGUUUGGCAACAAAGAGGAGUACAUGGCCUUCAUGAAUGAUUUCCUGGAGCAUGAGUGGGCAGGCAUGACCCGCUUCCUGCUGGAGAUCUCCAACCUCGAAACCAUCUCCAACACACCGGGCUUUGAGGGAUAUAUUGACUUAGGCCGUGAGCUCUCGCUGCUGCAUGCCCUGCUGUGGGAGGUGGUGUCUCAGCUAGACAAGGGUGACAAUUCCUUCCUGCAGGCGACGGUGGCCAAACUGGGGCCUCUGCCACGCAUCCUGGGUGACAUCACAUGCUCACUGUCCAGCCCCACACCAAUCCAGCAGCAGCUAAGACGUUUCCAAGACCAUGGCUCCACCCACAAUAUCAGUGGCAGCAUCUCUUCGGGACUGCAGGGGAUAUUUGAGGACCCAAAUGACAGUGAAAUUCGGAAUGCCAAAUCUCCAGUGCAAGAACAUACAGAAGUUUUGUCAUGUGGAAAGCCCCCCUUACUGUGCCAGCAGCCAUCCCUGCACAGCAUGAGCUUCUCUGACAAGGAGCGAGAGAGCCACCUGCCUAACGGGCGCAGCAUCUCCCUGAUGGACCUGCAGGACUCCCACCUUCUUCAUGAAGCCCCACCGAGAAUAGGCCGCAUAGGUUCUCAAGCGUCCAUCGACCCACUGCCUCCCCCUCUUCCUCACCUCCAUCACCACCAUCCACAGCAGCAGCAGGCCAAAGUGGUCACGCUAAAGGAAAACGUACCUCAGAGUGCACCACAGGUCUGCCGGCCUCUGCAACCAUCUUUAAGCCAGCAGCGCAGCCUACAGCCACUCUGCUUUCAGAACCCUGUAUACCAGCUAAGCAACAUGCAUGCACUGCGCUCAUCUCAGGCGCCACUUCAGGCCCACUCCAGCUCAGAGAACCUGAGCACAGCAAGCUUGCACAGUGCCAGCCCCAGCACUACACCCAGGAAAAAGUUGCCCUCCACCACCAGUCUCGAGGAGGAGGAAGCACCCUCUCCGUGCUGGCAUACAGCCCUAGUCGACACCCAGUCAGGGCCACAAGUAAUGGCUGUAGCCAGACAGAGUGGUGCGGGGACAGCACAUAUUGUAAAGGUGGAACAGCAAAGUAGAACAAAUGGAGGGGUGUCACGCUCACUACCAUAUAGCAUCUCACUACGCAGCAGUAGCAGUGUCAAUAUGGACCGACAACAGCAAAGUGAAGCUAGCUCCAGACAGCAGUCCAUCUGCUCACGAGACAGCCCCAUCCCAAGCAACAGAACUAACAGACAGGUGCACUCUCCUGUCGAGUCAGUCACCAUGUCUCCUGUUGAGCGGACGGCAGCAUGGGUGCUGAAUAAUGGCCAGUAUGAGGAGGAUGAGGAGGAAACCCAGAGCAAGAAGGAAAGCAAACAUGUGGAGAAGUAUGAGCAAGAGAUCACAAAGCUGAAAGACCGGCUGUGUGUGUCUGGCCGCCGCUUAGAAGAGUAUGAACGCCGACUUGUGGCACAAGAGCAACAAAUGCAGAGGCUGCUGCUGGAGUACAAGACUCGCCUGGAAGACAGUGAGGAGCGCCUGCGGCGGCAACAGGAGGAGAAGGACAGCCAAAUAAAGAGCAUUAUCUGCAGGUUAAUGGCAGUGGAGGAGGAGCUGAAGAGAGACCAUGCGGAGAUGCAGGCGGUUAUAGACGCAAAGCAGAAGAUCAUAGAUGCACAGGAAAAGCGGAUCAGCUCCCUUGAUGCAGCUAACUCACGCCUCAUGAGCGCCCUCACUCAGGUCAAAGAGCGCUACAGCAUGCACAACCUUCGCAAUGGCCUCUCGCCCACUAACCCCACCAAGCUCUCCAUCACUGAGAAUGGAGAGUUCAAGAACAGCAGCUGCUGAUCAGGUCACUCGCACCUGUCGAAUUGUGCUAGUCAAUGCCCAGACACAGGAUCACUGGCACCAGUUAGACUUUGGACUAAGUGUCUGUGCCAGUGUCAGUGGCGAUGUUCUCUGACUACUACAUAACAUCUUAUGCAAGGAAUGUUUGGUUACAAUGUAUAUAGAUUGUAUCUUGCAUUGCGCUUGUACAGAAAGGAGUAAAUGAGUUUAGAGAUAUACUGCGUCAGUGAUUUUAUGUUUUAAAUACUGAUAACUGAUACUGAUACAUGAGGCUUUAGAUUGCAGUCUAAAAUAUUUUUAAAUAUUGUUAAACUAAGAUAUGAAAUAUUGAGGAUAUGUACAUAUCAGAUAAUGGAACUGUUUUGAAAGAAGAUGCCAUGAAAGCACAUAGAAGAGGUUUGUAGCUCUUACUAAUGUGGGCAAACAAACAGAAGGCAGUUUUAUGCACUCAGUUUUAUAACUCAAGUUUUCUAUGUUUUUGAUCUUCAAUUUCAACCGUUUUAUUUGAUCUCAGUUUUUUGUUUUCUUUUGUUGUUGUUUUGCUUUAAUAUUACCUGAUUUAAGGUCAAGUUCAGCAGACAAACUGGCUGGCUGCUUUGAAAUCGUAUCAGCUUUACACCAUUGAAACAAAAAAGUCACCAAUAAUUUGUAACUGAAAAUAAGAAGUAAAUUUAUCAAUUAUUUUUUCCUGCGACACUACAUGGCUAAAAGUUUGGAUACCUGACCCAUAUGUGCAUUUUGAACAUCCCAUUCCAGAUGUAGUCCCCCCUUUGCUGUUAUAAAAACUUCCACUCUUCUGUGAAAGCUUUCCACUAGAUUUUGGACUGUGGCUGUGUAGAUUUGCUCAUUCAGCCAAAAGCAAUAGUGAGAUCAGGCAUUGAUGUCAGAUGAAGAGGACUGGGGCACAGUCAGUGUUCCAAUGGUGUUCUGUGAGGUUGAGGUCAAGCCUUUGUGUAGGCCACUCGAGUUCUUCUCCUCCAACCGUGUUAAACAAUGUCUUCAUGGACCUUGCUUUGUGCACCACGGCAUUGUCAUGCUGAAACAUGAUUGGGCCCCUUAGUUCCAAUGGGAAAUUGUAAUGCUACAGUAUACAAAGACAUUCUAUACAAUUGUGCGCUUCCAGCUUUGUGGCAACAGAUUGGGGGAGACCUGCAUAUGGGUGUGAUGGUCAGGUGUGCACAUACUUUUGACCAUAUAGUGUAUUAAGUAUGUUUUCAGCUUUACCCCUCUGAUGUAAAUGUACAGAGUGUUGAUCUAGCACCUGUGUCUCCCAUUCAUAACCUAAUAAAUGCAUUGUCAGGCCUAACUAAUCCAAAUCCAGUGCUGGUUAGCAUACUUCAUGCUGCUUUAUGCAGUGGCUCAGACAAAAAUCCUUUUCAAAUCCCUGAUCUUUUACAAUCUUGUUUGCCAAUGACUACUGUUAAACCACACUGUUUUGCCAUAUUGGCCUCACUCCAAUGUAAACAAUAUUUUGUAGCACAGAGGUGCUGAAUGCAUUUUUGACAUUGUCACUGUUCUGUAACAUUAUGACAAGAUUGUGAGGAAUAAAGAUGGUUGAGACUCCA